AAUAAAUAGAUGAUCUAAGCUAAAGCUAAAACAAACAUUGUUUGUGAUGCUUAAAAAAGUACAGUUUGGAUGUCUUUUGCAGUGAAGUAGAUGACUUGGCUGUCGUCAUGGCCGAAUUUGCAUUUAAAUUGGUCAAUGUUGAAUCUUGGCUAGGCAAAAGAUAUAUUUUGAAAAAAAAAAACAAUAAACAACAAACAAUUGUCGGAGCGCGUUUAGUGAGUUGUUAACCCAAGAACGAGUCGGUUGUACGGAAUGCCUUGGCUAUGGCAGUUGCUACCUCUGCUGUUGCUGCUCCCAGUGCUGCUCCUGCAGCUGGGUGAAGUUGAUGGCGCCUCGAAACGUGUUAAGCUGUGCCUGCAGCCCAUGGUCAGCGGCCGCUGCUUUGGCUAUGUGGAGAGCUACGCCUACAAUCCACUCGAGCGUCGCUGCGAGGCCUUCAUCUAUGGCGGCUGCGGGGGCAACGAGAAUCGUUUCGACAGCAAGGCCGCCUGCGAGUAUAGCUGUCGUGAUGUCUGAUAACUGAUGGCUGAA
Drosophila hydei is the source of this 531-nucleotide messenger RNA. Its product is annotated as PI-actitoxin-Afv2a. The coding region runs from base 253 to 516 and encodes 87 amino acids. The transcript is spliced from 2 exons. Gene Ontology annotation, molecular function: serine-type endopeptidase inhibitor activity. NCBI's taxonomy places the organism in Eukaryota, Metazoa, Arthropoda, Insecta, Diptera, Drosophilidae. The record is from RefSeq and is a predicted model, not a curated record.